Molecule: messenger RNA, 2129 nt
Organism: Prionailurus viverrinus (fishing cat)
Lineage: Eukaryota; Metazoa; Chordata; Mammalia; Carnivora; Felidae
Gene: CELF3
Product: CUGBP Elav-like family member 3
Exons: 12
Coding region: 282-1442 (386 amino acids)
Biological process (GO): regulation of alternative mRNA splicing, via spliceosome; mRNA splice site recognition
Cellular component (GO): cytoplasm; ribonucleoprotein complex; nucleus
Molecular function (GO): mRNA binding
Source: RefSeq, a predicted model, not a curated record
CGGGCAUCUGUGGGGUGUCCCUUGGUCUUGUCUUCUUCGGGGCUGCUUGAUGGAGUGGCCUCUGUGGCUCCUACUUUGUAAAAUCGAGGCAGCUCUUGCCGAAUAGCCCUUUGGUUGGGCUCUGACUCCGAACCCAGGUCCUAUGGGCAGUUCCAUUCUCCCCCCAAAGAGAGCAUCACUUAUCCCUUGCCGUGUCACCUGAGGCCUCGCCGGAGCCUGGAGCCAGCCCCAGGAGCAGCCUCCUCUACAUCCUCGCCUUCCACUGCCUCUAAUCCGCUCAGAUGAACAGGCCGAUCCAGGUCAAGCCAGCCGACAGCGAGAGCCGAGGAGAAGACCGGAAGCUCUUUGUGGGGAUGCUAGGGAAGCAGCAGACAGAUGAGGACGUCAGAAAGAUGUUCGAGCCUUUUGGGACCAUAGACGAGUGCACUGUGCUCCGGGGGCCAGAUGGCACCAGCAAAGGCUGCGCCUUUGUGAAGUUCCAGACCCACGCUGAGGCCCAGGCAGCCAUCAACACCCUUCACAGCAGCCGGACCCUGCCAGGUGCCUCGUCCAGCCUGGUGGUGAAGUUUGCUGACACAGAGAAGGAGCGAGGUCUCCGCCGAAUGCAGCAGGUGGCCACCCAGCUGGGCAUGUUCAGCCCCAUCGCCCUGCAGUUUGGAGCCUACAGCGCCUACACCCAGGCCCUGAUGCAGCAGCAGGCAGCCCUGGUAGCGGCUCACAGUGCCUACCUCAGCCCCAUGGCCACCAUGGCUGCCGUGCAGAUGCAGCACAUGGCUGCCAUCAAUGCCAAUGGCCUCAUCGCCACCCCCAUCACCCCAUCCUCAGGAACCAGCACCCCUCCUGCCAUGGCCGCCACGCCCGUCUCUGCGAUCCCUGCCGCCCUGGGUGUCAACGGCUACAGCCCGGUGCCCACCCAGCCCACCGGGCAGCCUGCCCCCGAUGCUCUGUAUCCCAACGGGGUUCACCCCUACCCAGCCCAGAGCCCCGCGGCCCCCGUGGACCCCCUGCAGCAGGCCUACGCGGGGAUGCAGCACUACACAGCAGCCUACCCAGCAGCCUACAGCCUGGUUGCGCCCGCGUUCCCACAGCCUCCCGCCCUGGUCGCCCAGCAGCCCCCCCCUCCUCCCCAGCAGCAGCAGCAACAGCAGCAGCAGCAGCAGCAAAGGGAAGGCCCUGACGGCUGCAACAUCUUCAUCUACCACCUGCCCCAGGAGUUCACGGACUCAGAGAUCCUCCAGAUGUUUGUCCCCUUUGGCCAUGUCAUCUCAGCCAAAGUCUUUGUUGACCGGGCCACCAACCAGAGCAAGUGUUUUGGCUUUGUGAGUUUCGACAAUCCGGCCAGCGCUCAGGCUGCCAUCCAGGCCAUGAACGGUUUCCAGAUUGGCAUGAAGCGCCUCAAAGUCCAGCUAAAGCGGCCUAAGGAUGCCAACAGGCCCUACUGAGGGCCCCCAGGUCUGGAGACACCAGAGGAAGGGGCGCCACACCCCGCUCCCCACGACUGGCCCCAGCCCUCUCUGCACACCUGCCCAGGGCCUCCAUGGGGCUCUGGGGCAAAAGCUGCUUCAUAGCCCUGGGGGAGCAGGACACCGGCCCAUCCCAGCACCCCGUUCCUCCUGAAGGGCCUGUUUCCUCCCAGGUGCCCUUUUGGCCUUUGUGAGGGACCAAGGGACAGGCUCGAAGGCUCCGGGGGAUCUGCCUUCUGCUGGGGCUCCUGUGGUGACCUUCUGGCCCAGCUUUCGCACUUGCGUCCCCCACCAGCGGGCCUGUGGCCCCGGGAGGGCAGCGGGGGCCUCCCACAAGCUCCCCACCUCACCUUUGCCCCAGCCUCUUCCCCACCUUAGGGGUUUCUCAGAAGCUGGUUCUACACUCCCUGCCACCCUCAGCUAGAGGUAGAAUAUCCCUGGACCCUGGACCCUGGGCCCCCGGCCCUAAAACUCACUGCCUCCCCCAUGGGCCCCUCUAAGGAGGGUGUGGGGGAGCCCUGAGGGCUGCCUCUCCACCAGUCAGCCACAGAGACCCUCCUCCUUUCACGAGGAAAAGACUUCCCGCGAACCCCUAAGAAUGUUUACAGUCUCUGCUGGUCCCUCCGUGUAAAUACCACUACCACCGUGCGUUAUCCAGCCCGGCCC